This is a messenger RNA of Moneuplotes crassus, 1064 nucleotides long. Lineage: Eukaryota; Ciliophora; Spirotrichea; Euplotida; Euplotidae. The record is from the annotation of a GenBank genome assembly.
GGAUGCAUUAUUCCCCUUAGUUCUGACCAAUUGCUGAUUAAUCUCUAUAACCGAUUCCCUUCCUGACUUUCUCACUGAGUCAUUUCCCAUACAUUGGGGAGUCUUUUCCAAAUAUAUAGAAGUUUUCCUUAAGAGCAGGAGACUCAAAGGCCUAUUUUCUCAUGAUUCCUUCUUCCUGCUCUAUUAUGAUACCAUUUUGCUGUAUUUUAUCAGUAAAUUUUGGUAAGAUUAUUAUUCUAGGCUCAGGAUAUUUCUGUCUUGGUCCCAAUAAGAUACUUCUGUCUGGGUUCUUUGUGCAUCGAAAUUUUAUGAGAAUUCAGUAUUGGAUUGGAAAGUUUCAAGAAAGAUAUUGGUAAACUUUGGCUGAAGAAGAUCAUUUAUUGCUGAAAUUCAGUUUUACAUGUGGAAAUCCUGGACAAAGAGUAUAGUUUUAGCCUCAAAAGGUACAAUAAGGACUUUCCUAUAUGAUUUAGCGAAAGUGAGAUCAUAACCCUCUGAAUAGAGGAUAGACUUACACCUCUGAGACACUGAUUCAAUGGGUUCAUGAUAGUCAGUCAAUGGGAUUCAAUAGAUGGAUAAUUAGAAGCACUACUGAUAUCUUAAUUGGGCUGAGCAUGUUCUACUGAGAUAGCAAGGUUCUCUUUGUAUAAGUUCCACAAAAGGAUGUUACAACUAGUUGUAGUAGAAUUAAACGAUCAUAAUCGUGUAUCCUUAAGAUCUAUCUGUGAUCUCAUAUCUAAACUUUUACAGCCAGUUUUGGGGGUUCUUGAUCAGGUUUAUCAAUACAUCUAAGCCUGCUGCUUAAUUUAAACUCUGGAGCGGUCUUCUGGUUAUAAAAGGGCCAUUUUGAUUAUUAUUAAGCUUAUUCGAUUGCCUUAAUGCUUCUUGCCUCAAUAAGAAAUCAGAUAUCUGUUCUGUUGUUGGAGAUAUACUCUAUGUGUUGUUUAUAAUUAUAUAUUAUUUUCAUGGAUAUUUUACCCUCGCUUGUUCUUUUUAUCUGGCAUGUUUCUAAGAAGCCAGGUGAACCUCUCCUUCUGGGUUUUAUCUUGUUAAUUUUAAAUAUU